Molecule: messenger RNA, 1914 nt
Organism: Dendrobium catenatum
Lineage: Eukaryota; Viridiplantae; Streptophyta; Magnoliopsida; Asparagales; Orchidaceae
Product: DEAD-box ATP-dependent RNA helicase 20
Exons: 10
Coding region: 125-1630 (501 amino acids)
Cellular component (GO): cytoplasm; nucleus; ribonucleoprotein complex
Molecular function (GO): RNA helicase activity; ATP binding; RNA binding
Source: RefSeq, a predicted model, not a curated record
CCUGUUUCCAAUUCCCACACGCCCUUCUUUCUACUUCCAGGAGGCUAACCCCUUCUCCAAAUAACUACACUAAACGCAGGCGGCGCCUUUUUCCCUCCCUCAGGCCGGCGAAGUAGUGACCGUCAUGAGCCGCUACGACGGCCGAGCCGGCGACCCCACCUCCUACCGCGACCGGAGAAGCGAUGUGGGCUAUAGUGACGGAGGCCUUUCUAGCUAUGGAAAGAGCUAUAAGUCCUCCAGCGUCAAGGAGACUGAAGGAUUGGCGGAUUUGGAUGGCUUGGUGCCGUUCGAGAAGAACUUCUAUAAAGAGUCUCCUUCAGUGUCUUCGAUGACCGAGGCUGACGUGGAGGAGUAUCGUCGUAAGCGGGAGAUUACGGUGGAGGGCCGGGAUGUUCCGAGGCCCAUUAGGGAAUUCCGUGAUAUUGGUUUUCCUGAUUAUGUUAUGCAAGAAAUUGCUAAAGCUGGGUUUGUUGAACCUACACCCAUUCAAGCACAAGGAUGGCCAAUGGCCAUGAAGGGUCGUGACCUUAUUGGUAUUGCUGAAACAGGAUCGGGAAAGACAUUGGCUUAUCUAUUGCCUGCCAUUAUUCAUGUGAAUGCUCAACCAAUUUUAGCACUUGGUGAUGGUCCAAUUGUCUUGGUCUUGGCUCCCACUCGUGAACUUGCUGUUCAGAUACAACAAGAGGCAACUAAAUUUGGAGCAUCAUCAAAGAUAAAAAAUACUUGCAUAUAUGGUGGUGUUCCCAAGGGCCCUCAGGUUCGAGAUCUCCAAAAAGGUGUUGAAAUUGUAAUUGCCACACCUGGCCGGUUGAUUGAUAUGUUAGAGUCACAUCAUACUAACUUACGGAGGGUGACAUACCUUGUGCUGGAUGAGGCAGAUCGUAUGUUGGAUAUGGGAUUUGAACCACAGAUCAGGAAGAUUGUCUCUCAGAUCCGCCCUGACCGUCAAACUCUUUAUUGGAGUGCCACUUGGCCCAAAGAAGUUGAACAACUUUCUAGACAUUUUCUUUACAAUGCAUACAAGGUGAUUAUCGGUUCCGCCGACUUGAAAGCUAAUCAUGCAAUUCGCCAGCAUGUAGAGAUUGUAACAGAGAGUCAGAAAUAUAACAAAUUAGUCAAGUUACUGGAGGAUAUUAUGGACGGAAGUCGGAUAUUGAUAUUCCUCGACACCAAAAAGGGUUGUGAUCAAAUAACAAGACAGCUACGUACAGAUGGUUGGCCUGCUCUUUCAAUCCAUGGAGAUAAGAGUCAAGCAGAGAGAGAUUGGGUGCUCUCAGAGUUUAAAGCUGGGAAAAGCCCCAUAAUGACUGCUACUGAUGUUGCUGCUCGUGGUUUGGAUGUGAAGGAUGUGAAGUACGUAAUAAACUAUGAUUUUCCUGGAUCUUUAGAGGAUUAUGUGCAUCGUAUAGGGAGAACAGGCAGAGCUGGAUCUAAAGGAACUGCGUACACUUUUUUCACAGCAGCCAAUUGCAGAUUUGCAAAAGAUCUCAUUAACAUACUCCAAGAGGCUGGACAGAAGGUCAGCCCUGAACUGGCUUCCAUGGGUCGAGGUGCCCCUCCCCCACCUGGAGUAUCAUCAGGUUUUCGCGAUAGAGGAAGAGGGUUGGGCGGAGGUCGUUCAUGGAGCUAAUUGCCAUUCGGAGGGCAAUUCUUUCAACCAACCAAGCAAUCUACACACAAAAAGAACUAGUUUUUAUCUAGUUUAACCAGUAAUUGUGUAUUAUAUUUUGCUCGGUGAGACCUUAUAGAUAGGUAGUAUUGACUUUCAAAGGGUCUUCUGCUAUUGUUCAGCAAGCAAAAAUAUUGCAAAUCUUUUGAAUUUGGCUGUUUUAAGUGAUUGUCAUGUUUUUAUAUUCAGCUGUAAAAUAUACAACCUUCUUAUUCUAAAGAGUUUUGGCUAUGAUUUCGGCUUCA